GGCAAUAUUGUCUUGUUUUCAUCCAUUGCCGGAGUGUUUGGUCUCUACGGCUAUUCGGCGUACUCUCCGUCCAAGUUUGCGAUCGUCGGGUUAGCCCAGUGUCUGGCAAUGGAGUUGAAGACAUACAACAUCUCUGUGUGUGUGUCGUAUCCGCCGGACACCGACACCCCUGGCUUUGAACAUGAACAAAUCACUAAACCCAUCGAAACUAAGCUCAUCUCAGAUGCGGGCGGUCUUUACUCUCCGGAUAUUGUGGCCAAACAUACAAUGAUUGACGCAAUGUCGGGCAAAUUUCACUCAACGGUUGGUUUCGAGAGUUGGAUGAUUAGGACUCUGUGUUGUGGUAUGAGUCCCAUCACAUCCACUCUCGACGCUGUUCUUCAGGUGUUGUCGAUGGGUUUGUUCCGAAUCGUUGGCCUUAUAUUCCUUCGGAAAUGCGAUUCUAUUAUAAAGAAAUGCUCUCAAGAAAAACAACUCAACAAAAAGAGCCAAUAAUUGUUUGAAAUCAUUAUUUAUUUGGCGUUUAUUUAUUGAUUUGUGGGUUAAAUCUCAACACAAAAUAUGACAUUAAUUAUAAAGAAUACAAUUUUAUGAAUGC
Molecule: messenger RNA, 598 nt
Organism: Medioppia subpectinata
Lineage: Eukaryota; Metazoa; Arthropoda; Arachnida; Sarcoptiformes; Oppiidae
Source: the annotation of a GenBank genome assembly